GUGCCUUGUUGCCCGUGCAAGUUCCCGCACUGCUCACUCCUGUCUCCCUCAGGUGGGGAGCGCUGGGCUCACGAGGUCGCAGAGGUCGCCGCACCGAGGGGCUGUGCUGGGAACACAGGGGCAAUAGAGGCCGAGUUGCCAUCGCUCUACCCUGAGCACAGAGGGGUCUGGCCCCGAGCUGUUGGGAGCCAUGGAGAGCUUCACGGAGUCACUGAACAGACUGAAGGACGUCCACGAGAACGAGGUCCGGGGUCUGCAGAACAAGCUUCUGGAGCUGAACUCCGAGAGAUGCCGCGACGCCCAGAGGGUGGAGGAGCUGUGCGCCAAGAACCACCAGCUCCGGGAGCAGCAGAAGGCGCUGAAGGAGAACGUGCGGGUGCUGGAGAACAGGCUGCGGGCUGGCCUCUGUGACCGCUGCAUGGUCACCCAGGAGCUGGCCAGGAAGAAGCAGCAGGAGUUCGAGAACAAUCUCCUCCAGAACCUGCAGCACGUCUUCAUCCUCACCAACGAGUUGAACCGGCUGCAGGGGGAAAAUGAGACACUGAAGGAGGAGAUGAAGCGGCUCCGGGGCCCACGGCUCAAGCCCCAGUACAGGGAGGGCGCCUCAGACCCCUCCUCACCCCGACUGCUCCCCUCCCCGGGCCCUCGGAAGGCUGUCACGGAGAAGACGCUGGGAGGCCAUGAGGAGGCCGAGGACGACCAUGCAGAGAAGCCUGCAGGCUACAGGACAUCUCCAGUGGCCAAAAUCUCCCCGAGUGCCAACCUGCCUGAGACACGGGCCCCAGACAUGAGCCCCCAGCGAAUCUCCAACCAGCUGCACGGGACCAUCGCGGUGGUGCGGCCGGGCUCCCAGGCCUGCUCUGCCGACCGGGCCUCAACCAAUGGGACACCCCCCCUGCCACUCGCCAGGAGCAGCCCCCCCAGCCCACCCUACGAGCACAGCCUCCCCCUGGACAGCUUCCUGCGGGCCUCCCGGCCCCCCGUCACGGCCUAUGAGUCCCUGAAGCGCUCCCUCCAGGCUGACCGCCUCUGCCUCCUGAACCACCACCUGUCUCUGCACCUUCAGAGCCCUCACCGCAGCCCCCAAGUCCCCGCCACGGCCCCCAGUGGCCCCCGGCCCCAGGGCCUGAAGGCUGGGGAGGAAGAGGCCUGGGAGGAGCCCAUGGGCCUGCUGGGGCUGCCGGGCGCCCUGGUGGACAUGCGAGACCCUCGGCUAGAAGGGGCCCUGCACCUGCUCCUGGCCCAGCAGCUGCGGGCACAGGGGCGGGUGGGCAGUGCCAGGCUGAGGGGCCCGCCCACGCCAGGGGGGACCCCGCCCUCCCCACCAGUCAGCUCUGACUCGGAAGGCCCCCAGGGCGAGGCAGCCGGGGCAGCCCCGUCCAGAGGGGGGCACGUGCAGCCCGCGGGCCCAGGCAGCCCCAGGGGAAAGGAAGCCACAGCCACACGAGACUAUGUCCCAGACAAGCCCCUGGACCUCUCAGAGUGGGGCCGGGGCCGGGAUGCCCCCAAGCCUCCCGACCGGCCAGGGUCACUCAGCCCCCCAACUGCCCACACUCCCGGCCCGGAGACACCUCAGGGAGUGGAGCCACCUGCCCAGUCUGGACCCUGGGGACUCAGCAAUGGCACCAAGGGAGCGAGAGCUCCAGAGCCAGAGGAGCCCACCACUCCCGAGGAUCCCUCCCAACCUCUUCCGGGGCCCCAGCACACCACGGCCUCUCCAAGCGGGACGGGAGCUGAGGCGAGAGGGAGGCCAAAACCUGACCCCCACCCACACAGGCCCGAAGCUGAUGGCCACCCAGAGCUCAGCAAGGCCCAAGUGCAAGGGCUAGAGCCAGACGAGCUGGACACCUCGGACCCCUCGGACGAUGAGGUGGGCCUGAGCUCUGAGGUGGGGGCCCAGCCGAGCCCUGCAGGGGAGGGGCCCAGGUGCUCCUGCACCACGGAGCACAGGCCCAGUCUGGCACGGAAGAGGAAGCGGCCCUCGGUGCGAAGCCUCCAAGAAGCCGCCACCAGGAAGAAGGAGCCCAGCGGAGCCCCUGACAGCACACGAGGGCUCCGGGAGCCCAAGGGACCCUGAGGACAGCAGCCCCUCACCCAGCGACAGCAGCUGGGAGGAGACUUAGCAGGCUGCUUCCAGGGGCACCACAGCCUGCCCAGCCACGGCUCCCCGCCUGACCCCCAGCCCAGCAGCCCAGCAGACAGCCCAGCACAGGGCAGGAGGCGACAGGGUGCUGGCCCGUGUCCACAGGGGCUGGGAAGGCCGAGGCGGGUCUCUGGCUGGUCAUUGAACCCCUCCAUCUCCGCCCGUCUCAGAAAUGACCAUCUGGUCCUGCUGCUCCACCCUCACCCUAACACCCGUUGCCUUGGGGGAAGCAGAGUUCGGGGAGGCAGGGGGCUCGCAGGCUCCAGCCCAGCCCCCACCCCUACCGCACAUAGGCAACCCUUCCUGGGCAGCGCCCCCGCCUCUCACCAUCCCAGACUCCACUGGCACCCCGACUCCCGGGCCCCUGCUGCCCGGCCACCCCUUCCCUGCUGGAGCGCAGAGCGUGAGUGGUGGUCUCAGGCGCCCCCUCGUGGAGUCCUGCAAACACGCUGGGCCGUGAGGGUGUCGGGCACCCCAGCAGAGAGCGUACCCAGGAACAAAGGUGUCAAAGACGGCCUGUGCGUCUGGCAGAGUCAGGGGUCACCUGGGUCUCCACCUGCCUCCACAGGUGGUUCGAGAGGCUGUGGAAUGCACCCAGGCCUGAACAAAACCAGCCCCGUUUGCUGAGGGGUACAGCGACCAGGGCAGCCUGUGGGGAGGGCUGCAGGGAACAGAACAGGCACAGAGCCCCCUCCUCACUGGCUACUCUUGAGGUCCAGGCCCCACGUCUGCCACUGACCGCUCAGCCACCUGCAGGGCCAGGGGCGGCUCGGCCAGGAUUGCACCCUUUGCGCUCAGGGAUACCCUGCUCCCUUGACCAUUGUCACUUUAGGAGGGUAUGUCUCGGAGCACUUCUGUAGAGAACCUUACCCAGGUUCCCGAGCCCCAUCCCAGACCCCCUGAAUCAGGGCCUUGGCGGCAGGCCUGUGCAUGAAGUUUGGGAAAUCGAGAACUGCCCGUUGCAAGGCAAAGGCAGGAUGGUGGGCAAUGACUGCACUGGGCGAGGCCUGGGGCAAACUGGGGGUGCAGACCUGACAACGAGAGCCCCACGUCCCCCUGCUCGCUGCGGCCAGCCUGCCUGCUGGCGCAAAGGCCAGAGGGACUAAGUUUCCAAGAGGGAAUGUGCAGGAGUGUAUGUGCACGUUUGUGUGUGAGAGCGUGAAACCUCCUGUUGAAAAAAAGUUGCUUUGUUUUUUCUGAAAUUGAAUAAAAAGCUGUGUGCUCCA
This is a messenger RNA of Nyctereutes procyonoides (raccoon dog), 3369 nucleotides long. It is a transcript of the gene RBBP8NL, whose product is annotated as RBBP8 N-terminal like. The coding region runs from base 191 to 2077 and encodes 628 amino acids. Gene Ontology annotation, molecular function: double-stranded DNA binding; flap-structured DNA binding; single-stranded DNA binding. Lineage: Eukaryota; Metazoa; Chordata; Mammalia; Carnivora; Canidae. The record is from RefSeq and is a predicted model, not a curated record. Gene Ontology annotation, biological process: DNA double-strand break processing involved in repair via single-strand annealing; double-strand break repair via homologous recombination. The transcript has 14 exons. Gene Ontology annotation, cellular component: site of double-strand break.